Messenger RNA from Vigna angularis (adzuki bean), 1755 nucleotides. RefSeq lists its product as uncharacterized. NCBI's taxonomy places the organism in Eukaryota, Viridiplantae, Streptophyta, Magnoliopsida, Fabales, Fabaceae. Bases 155 to 1306 code for a protein of 383 amino acids. Gene Ontology annotation, biological process: regulation of mRNA splicing, via spliceosome; mRNA splicing, via spliceosome. The transcript is spliced from 9 exons. Gene Ontology annotation, molecular function: mRNA binding; N6-methyladenosine-containing RNA reader activity. The record is from RefSeq and is a predicted model, not a curated record. Gene Ontology annotation, cellular component: nucleoplasm.
CUCUUCAAACUUCCAUUACAAAUUCUCUUCUCCUUUAUCAUGCUGAAAUGGAAUGCGUUCUUGAAUCAAGAUUCAGUAACUUUGCUUUCACCUGAAGCACCACACACAUCAUUACAUUUGCAACUUUUUCACUGUUUAAGGGGUCAAUUCGGAUAUGUCUUCUGAUAGCGCAAAGGAAAAUGUGUCGGUAGUUGAUUCAUCGGUCACUGAAUGGAGGAAUGACAUUGGAAAUUCAGAUGAUCCAGAGAGCUCCUCUUACAAGUGUAAUGAAAACAAUAAUCCAAUUCGGACAGAUAUAGCGGAACACUCUUAUGGUCUGAUAGGGCAUCCAACAGGAAUUGGAGUGGAAAAGUGGAAUGAUAUUAAGUAUUUCAUCAUUAAGAGUUUGAACCGUCAAAAUAUUGAUUUGUCUAUUAAGAAAGGAAUUUGGGCUACUCAAAUUAUGAAUGAACGGAUUCUAGACGAAGCUUUUCAUCAUAUGUUGCAGAACUCGGGCUGUGUAAUCCUUAUAUUUAGUGUCAACACGAGUGGUUCCUUCCAAGGAUACGCACAAAUGAUGUCCUCCAUUGGAAGGGGUAGAGACAAUGUUUGGAGUGAGGGAAUCGGUAAAAGUAAUCCUUGGGGCCGCAGUUUUAAGGUCCAGUGGCUGCGUUUCAAUGAUUUGCCUUUCCACAAAACUCUACAUCUCAAGAAUCCGUUGAAUGACUAUAAGCCUGUCAAAAUUAGCAGAGACUGUCAGGAGUUAUCUCCAGACAUUGGCCUAGCUCUUUGUGAACUUCUUGAUGGUAAGAAUGAUACCAAUGACCUACUGACCAGUUCCUUAAGGGGUGAUUUUUCAUUUAAGGGUCGCUAUGUGAGUACUCCAAGUUCAAUGGGAGACGAAGACUAUAAAUUUCGUCCACUUCAUAUGUCAUGGUCAAUGCCCCUGGCUUAUCCUUCCCUGUUUUACCAAAAUCAACCCGUAAUAAAUGAAUUUCGUUCAACAAAGCAGAGAUUCAGUGGGACAAUGCUUACUGAAACACUGCCUAUCUCUUCUUCUGCAUCGCCACAACUGUCAGGGAUUAAACGUGCUCAUUAUAGUGGACAUAUUCCAGAGCUACAAACAAAGAAGGACGUGUCUUCUCAAUUAGAUUUUUGGGGUGUGUCUACAGGCUGCCCUUUAGCCGGUAGUACCCUAACUGAGGAUGAUUUUCUUGACAUGUCCUAUGAAGAAUACCUGGAGGAGGUCCAUAGCAGAGGCAAGAAACAGUUACGCACCAGUUCACAGGAAACCAUAACCAAGGCAUCAAAAUUCUCAGGCAACUAAACCAUGUUGGAAAUGAAUGGAAUUGCUGAGAAGUAAUCCACCUGAUGGUGAAAGGAACAUAGAAGAAUGUGUUGAUAGAAAUAGGAGCAAUCCUCGUGGGAGGAUUCAUCAGACAUCUUUUCCAUGGUUACAACUUCUCUUACAAUAUGCGAAUAUGGUAACUUUUUGGGCAAGGAGGGCCUUUUCCUGUUUUCUUAUGGCAAAGACGACAUGGAAAUUAAUUGUAAUUGUCUAAAAUUAGAACUUGAUAUUGAACCUCGUAUAAAUGCGAUUCAAUUCCAAGGCUACUUUGAGGCUUGUUGACAAAUUGUACAGAGUUUAGAUUAGAGUCAGAACCAAAACGUACCUUGUGUAUAUAAUAUGCCCCCUAUCCCUAUGCUAAACUGGCAUUUUUAUCCCUGUGGAAAAUUUUCAGCAAAGAUGAUGAUGAUAUUGGUUUGAUUUUUAAA